Medicago truncatula (barrel medic) is the source of this 1441-nucleotide messenger RNA. RefSeq lists its product as uncharacterized. The record is from RefSeq and is a predicted model, not a curated record. The coding region runs from base 36 to 1310 and encodes 424 amino acids. The transcript has 7 exons. NCBI's taxonomy places the organism in Eukaryota, Viridiplantae, Streptophyta, Magnoliopsida, Fabales, Fabaceae.
UUAUCUUGAAUGUGUACAAGUUUAUUGAAUGCGAAAUGGGGAGAUACAAGGCUGGAAUGUUGUUGCUUUGGGUGUUCUUUGCUUUGUGUACACUAGAAUUCAAAGUUGAAGCAAAAGCAUCCUCACCUUUAGAAAGAGAAAUAGAAGCCAAAUUGAAGCUCUUAAACAAGCCUGCAGUGAAAUCCAUCAGGAGCAAAGAUGGAGACAUUAUUGAUUGUGUUAACAUCUAUAAACAACUUGCUUUAGAUCAUCCUGCUUUAAAAAAUCACAUUAUUCAGAGGAUACCCGAUUUUCUUCUUGAAUCACAAAGUUCAAGCAUGGGAGUUACUUCAAACACGAGCUCUGAUGUGUUUCAAACAUGGACGAAAAGUGGAAGUUGUCCAGAAGAAACUGUUCCUAUACGAAGAAUUCGAAAAGAGGACUUGCUCAGAGCUGUUUCACUUGACCGCUUCGGACAAAAACCUUUAGAACUAUUUGUGAAUACAACAUACAACACAAACCUAAAUUUUCACAACCGUGUCCGUGAUCCAACCGGUGGUUUUGUUAAUCUGAAAAAUCGCUCGGAUGCUCAUCUUGUGACAUACGGAUAUAAUUAUAUAGGCGCACAAGCAAAUAUCAACGUUUGGAAUCCAAAGGUUGACAAACCAGAAGAUUUCACUACCGCUCAAAUGUGGCUUAAGGCUGAUAAUGGAAAUAAUUUCGAAAGCAUUGAAGCAGGCUGGACGGUUAAUCCAAAGUUGUAUGGUGACCACAACACCCGCUUGUUCACCUAUUGGACUAAAGAUACAUACAAGUCAACAGGCUGCUUUGAUCUUACAUGUCAUGGUUUUGUGCAAACAAACAAGGGUAUAGCCCUUGGUGCUACCCUAGGACCUGUUUCAUCCCCUCAUCAACAACAAUAUGAAAUCAAUGUUGGAAUAUUUCAGGAUAAUGCCCAAAACUGGUGGUUUAAAGUGAAGAAUAACAUCCCUGUAGGUUAUUGGCCAGCAGAGUUAUUAGGUAAUUUAAGACACAGUGCAACAUUGAUUCAAUGGGGUGGACAAGUGUUUAGUUAUGAGGUCAAAACAAAACCUCCUCACACAGGAACACAGAUGGGUAGUGGAGAUGCAGCAAGUGGUCGAUUUGGGGCCGCAUGUUACAUGGGUAGUGUGAGAAUUAAAGAUUAUUCACAAGCUCUUAAGUAUCCAUCAUUUGUAAGUACACAUGCUGCAGAACCAUAUUGUUACAGUGCCCUCAAUGACGCUCCAUAUGGAAAAGAUCCUGUAUUCUACUUUGGAGGAGCUGGAAGAAACCCUCCUUUAUGUGCUUGAAAUCAGAUAUUGAUUAACUAUAUAAUAUAUAAUGUGUUUGAUGAACAAUAAAUAUGUUUCUUGCAAGUUUACUUUCUUGUUGUUUCUUAUCAAAUCAUUCAAUUCAUCAUAUUUUUUCUUUUACUUUCUUA